Messenger RNA from Trypanosoma cruzi, 1389 nucleotides. Its product is annotated as Hsc70-interacting protein (Hip), putative. Gene Ontology annotation, molecular function: Hsp70 protein binding. The transcript has a single exon. Bases 1 to 1389 code for a protein of 462 amino acids. The record is from RefSeq and is a predicted model, not a curated record. NCBI's taxonomy places the organism in Eukaryota, Euglenozoa, Kinetoplastea, Trypanosomatida, Trypanosomatidae.
AUGCGCGUACUCAGUGGAGUAGAGUUGGAGGCGGUAAAUCGUGUGGUGGAGCACCUGCGCUGCCAUCCCGAGGAUCUUCAUCGCAAUGAAUUUCGGGAGUUACGGGAAUACAUGGCGUCGCUUGGUGCCUCUAUUCCCCCACCUCCGGACACACCGGACGUUAGCGGGGUAAGGAAGGAGGCGAACUCGGACGACGAGGAGGAGUACGUGAGCGAGCCCGAUUCGCAGCGCUGUGUAUUGGAGCCUGUGUCCGAUGAUGACAUCGCAGCCUAUGAUGGCACCGAUCCCACACCAGAGGAUGAGGAGAGGGCAAUGGGGCUCAAGGCGCAGGCGGCAGAGUUGGCGGCCGAUGGGGAUUUCGAUAAGGCCAUCGACUUAAUGGGACAAGCAUUACGAAUUGUGCCUGGUAAGGCGAUGUACUGGGCCCAGCGUGCGAGCUACUUUCUGAAAUGUACACAACCGGGCGCAGCUUUGCAGGAUGCCAAUCGAGCUCUGGACCUCAACCCCGAGAAUGUGCGGGCACUGCGUGUUCGUGGCACCGUCAAUCGUCGCCUGGGCAAAUGGGAAGAGGCACUGAAGGACCUGAGUGAGGCACAAGCCGUUGAUUACGACGAGGGAAUCGAUGAGAUACUGAGGUUUGUGCAGAAAAGGACGAACGACCGUCGCCAGUUCCAGCAACGUAAAAAGGAAGCCCAAAGGCUGCGGCAGGAGGCCCUUCGUCGCCAACGUGAACAAGAACUACGUGAAGAAGAGAUGAAGAGGGAACAGCAACAGCAGCGGGAUCAGCAGCAGUCUGGUGCUGGUGACUUCCCUGGCGGUGCUGGUGGAUUCCCUGGCGGUGCUGGUGGAUUCCCUGGCGGUGCUGGUGGAUUCCCUGGCGGUGCUGGUGGAUUCCCUGGCGGUGCUGGUGGAUUCCCUGGCGGUGCUGGUGGAUUCCCUGGCGGUGCUGGUGGAUUCCCUGGCGGUGCUGGCGGAUUCCCUGGCGAUGCUGGUGGAUUCCCUGGCGGUGCUGGUGGAUUCCCUGGCGGUGCUGGUGGAUUCCCUGGCGGUGCUGGUGGAUUCCCUGGCGGUGCUGGUGGAUUCCCUGGCGGUGCUGGUGGUGGUGGCAUGCAGUCCUUUAUGGAGAGCCUGUUUCAGGACCAGGAGCUCGCGGAGGCAAUGAAAGAUCCGGAGGUGGCAGCAAAGCUUGCUACCCUUCGGAGCAAUCCCAUGGCUGCUCUGCAGAUGAUGGGUGACCCCAAGGUAGGCCCUCUGAUUCAGAAGAUGAUGUCCAAGGCAAUGGGUGGCAGUUCCCCGGGAUCUUCUCCCUUUGGUGCUGGUGCUUCUGCUGGUGCUUCUGCUGGUGCAACCUCCCACGCGGAUGCGCAUCAUAGUGAUGAACUUGAUUAA